Messenger RNA from Ornithodoros turicata, 2512 nucleotides. It is a transcript of the gene mRRF2, whose product is annotated as ribosome-releasing factor 2, mitochondrial-like. The transcript is spliced from 5 exons. Gene Ontology annotation, biological process: ribosome disassembly; mitochondrial translation. The record is from RefSeq and is a predicted model, not a curated record. NCBI's taxonomy places the organism in Eukaryota, Metazoa, Arthropoda, Arachnida, Ixodida, Argasidae. Gene Ontology annotation, molecular function: GTPase activity; GTP binding. The coding region runs from base 204 to 2390 and encodes 728 amino acids. Gene Ontology annotation, cellular component: mitochondrion.
ACGAGACGAGCCGCGCAUGGAUAUCAAACAGAUUUCUUCGUGCCAUGUGUUUGCUGGAAAAAGUGUUUGCUUGUGCAGCUUACACGAUACUUUUGUGUGCUUGCACCCUCUGAUCCCUCUGUGUAGCUCAUACCAAAUGUGAAUACAGGUAAUAGAGACGGAAUAUUUUUAUACUGACCCUGGGCGCAUUUCAGCCUUUGGCAAUGUCACUCGCCCGGUCGUUUGGGUUAAUGCUGCUCAGGGGAAGAAGCCCGAAGAAAUUCAUCUACCGUUUGUCAUCACGUGAUUGUAGCAGAAUACGUAACAUUGGCAUCGUAGCCCAUAUCGACGCUGGAAAAACAACGACUACCGAAAGGAUUCUGUAUUAUACCGGUUUCACAAGAGCCAUUGGAGAAGUCCAUGAUGGAGACACCGUUACGGAUUACAUGACUCAAGAGCGUGAGCGGGGCAUUACCAUAACAGCGGCCACCGUCUCCUUUGACUGGAAGGGACACCACAUCAACCUCAUCGAUACCCCUGGUCACGUAGAUUUCACAUUUGAAGUGGAGCGCUCCUUGCGAGUUCUCGACGGAGUCAUCACCAUCCUGGAUGGAUCCGCGGGAGUCGAAGCACAAACCAUCACUGUCUGGGACCAAGCAGAUCGGUACGAAGUACCCAGAAUUGUUUUUGUUAAUAAAUUGGACAAGCCCGCGGCCGACAUGAACCAAUGCGUUAGUGACAUCGAAAAAAAGCUUCACACGAAACCGCUCGUGCUACACAUACCUUUGAAGGCAAAUGAGAAAACUUUGGUAGGUGUCGUAGAUUUAAUAAAUCUUGAAGGUGUUCUCUGGGCGCCCAACUCGGAAAAAGGUCGCGUUUAUUCGCGCCAGCCUCUGCAAGAAGGAAGCAAGUUUUAUAAUGAAGCAAUAAAAAGAAGAAAAGAGCUAGUUGAAGUGGUGGGAGAACUGGACGACGAAUUUGCCGAAAAAUUUGUGCUAAAUGGAGUUGAUCCUCAGCCCGCGGACUUAAGUAGUGCAGUGAGAAAGGUCACUCUAGCUAGAUCUGGAGUACCUGUGCUUUGUGGAAGUGCAUAUAAGAACAGAGGUGUUCAGCUUUUGCUCGAUGCUGUGGUGGAUUUUCUGCCUGAUCCGAUGCACAGAGUACCAAAUGCAGUUCGCAGGUAUCGUCAAGAUGAGCUGGUUGCGUUGGCAUUCAAAAUUGUUCAUACACAGUACAAAGGAGCCCUCACAUUCCUUCGCAUUUACUCUGGAGGUCUGGAGACCGGUCAGCGCAUCUACAAUGCCACCAGGGAUGUGACAGAAAAAGCAUUGGAAUUGGUCAUUGCCAAUGCAGAUGAGUAUGUCACUGUGCCAGCUGCACAUGCUGGAGACAUAGUGGCUGUGUCUGGCCUGCAGCGUUCCGUGACGGGGGAUACUCUAGUAUCCAGCCUGAGUGCAGCUAACAGAGCAGCAGGUGCAGAUAAAGAUUCAAGCUCUUUGGCGGGCAUCAGUGUUCCAGAGCCAGUAUUCAUGUGCAGCAUCGAGGCCCCAUCUCUCGGUCAGCAGCCAGCACUGGAGAAGGCGUUAGCUUGCCUCGUGCGAGAAGACCCAGGACUACAAGUGUCAUAUAAUGAAGACACAUCACAAACGGUACUCGGCGGGAUGGGUCAACUUCACCUGGAAGUCACCCAAGAUCGUAUUCUGCGAGAAUAUGGCGUGGACGCAUUCAUGGGGCCGCUUCAAGUGGCAUACCGCGAAGCUCCGUCCGAAGCCGCUCCCGCGGAGUAUGUACUGGACAAAACUAUGGGGACCACGAAGCAGCACGCAGAAGUCAACAUGCGGCUCUCACCAGGGACUGGCUCCUUCAAACACUUAAAGGUCAUUAUAACGGACGAAAACAAUCUGGCAAAGCUUCGCCCUGAGCAUUUGAAAGCACUGGAGAAUGGGAUCAACCUUGCCUUAAGCCAUGGCCCUGUCCUGGGCUUCCCCGUCACCAACGUCCAAGUGGACUUGCAUUGGUUUCAAUGCAGCCGCGCAACGACAUUACCCAUGGUCACGACCGCAGCCUCGCACGCUAUUACAAACACGUUAAAAGGCAUCGAGGUUUCUCUUUUGGAACCAGUAAUGGCAAUGGAAGUGUGCGUGCCAGAGUCCUACCUUGGGCGCGUGCUCAGCGAUCUUACAAAACGAAGGGCAUCUGUGGAAAACGUGCUCAGUAGGAAAGACAUGCGAGUGAUCGUAGUCAAGGUUCCUCUCGUGGAGGUGACUGGUUACGCUACAGACUUCAGAACCCUUACCUCGGGAAGAGGAUCGUUUCACAUGAGUCUCAGCGCGUACCAAGCUAUGGGACCGCGAGAGGUCGCUGAAGCCGUGGAGAGGGUUACAGGAUUUCUCCCUGCACGUGCUCUUUAAGACUUACUGAAAAUGUCUUUGUAGGUAUAGUGUAUGCAACUAAAGUAGCGUGCUGAAGCUAAAAUAUGGAAUUACGUGUUUUCAGUGAAUAAAAGUGUGUGUACCUCGAGGUCGCGCCCAUU